AACACUAGUUUAGAGCUCAGCUAGCACACCUGGGGAGGUGAAGGCUUCUUGAUUCAAUUUCAGUGCCUUGUCUGUAGCCAGAAGCUGUUUUCUGCAGAACCUGGGCAAUACUGGUGAUGUGAGGCUGUGGGUCCUGUGUAUUUUGUGUGUGCUCAUUCCAUAUUCACUCUGUAGGAAUCUGUGACGUUCCAGAUUGAGAUGUCUCAAUGGAUACUUGGAGCUUCUUCCAUACUUGCCUGGUGUCCAUAUGGCUGCACAGAUUUUACAUCUAUUCUGCUAUUGCUUUUGGGAUCAGCCUUUGGAUUGUCAUUCAAUUCACCACCACCAGAACCAAAAGAAAGGGUGAGAAGUCCCAUGGGAAUCCCUCUUCCCCUGAGGGAACAGCAGACAAACUGGGAAAUGGAAGUGCCCCCCCUCAGGCACAGGAGGUCCAUGUUGCUGGAGUGAAGAUUUUCUAUGGCUCUCAGACUGGCACAGCAAAGAGAUUUGCCCAAGCUCUGGCUGAAGCUGUUACUUCUCUUAAUUUGCCUGUGGAAGUCAUUAACAUGGGAGAUUAUGAUCCAGAAGAUGGUUUAUCUGAGGAGACAAGCAGCAGGAACAUCUGUGUGUUCCUGGUGGCCACCUACACCGAUGGGCAGCCCCCGGAGAGCGCAGCCUGGUUCUCCUGGUUCUGCCAGUGGCUGGAAGAGGCAGCCAAUGAUUUCCGUGUUGGGAAGAGCUUCCUGCAGGGCCUGAGAUACGCUGUGUUCGGGCUGGGGAACUCGGCCUAUGUGGAUCACUACAACACGGUUGGAAGGAGGAUGGACAGGUGGCUGUGGAUGCUCAGUGCCAGCAGGAUCAUGACUCGUGCUGAAGGAGACUGCAAUGUGGCCCAGAGCAAGCAUGGCAGCAUCGAGGCUGACUUUGAGGCCUGGAAAGGCAAAUUCCUCUCUCGGCUCCAGGCGCUCUGCAGAGGGGAAAAGAAACCCUGCAGUGGGAAGUGCAAGAAAGGAAAGUGCAAAUCUUCGGGGAAGCAGAGCAAGGAAAGCUCAGACAAUGAACACAGGACGUCAGAACAUGAGAAUACUGAGGCAGAGGAAUUGUUUGAAACCAGUAGUGAGGAGGAAGCUGGAGGCACAGAUUCUGUCAUCGAUGUUGAAGAUCUUGGCAAUAUCAUGGGCCACAUGAAGAAAGCAAAGAGAGAGCAGGAGCUGCAGGAAGGAGCUGCUGGAGCUGGGAGCAAGGAGGAGGCUGAGAGGAGAGAGAUGAUCACCCCAGCCCUGAGGGAGGCACUCACAAAACAAGGCGAUGCUGCGUGGCCGUGGGGGCUGCUACAAGCACACCUUCUAUGGCAUGAGAGCCACCGCUGCAUGGAGGCCACCCCCAGCCUGGCCUGUGCCAACAAGUGUGUCUUCUGCUGGAGGCACCACACGAACCCCGUGGGCACCGAGUGGCGCUGGAGGACGGACCCGCCCGAGGUGAUCCUGCAGGAGGCCAUGGAGAAGCACCAGAGCAUGAUCAGGCAGCUCAAAGGUGUGGCAGGAGUGAAGGCAGCUCGCCUGGAGGAGGCCCUGGCAGUGAAGCACUGUGCCCUGUCCCUGGUGGGGGAGCCAAUCAUGUACCCACACAUCAACAGCUUGGUCAGGCUGCUGCACCAGCACGGCAUCUCCACCUUCCUGGUCACCAACGCUCAGUUCCCUGAGGAGAUCAGGAGGCUGGAGCCUGUGACCCAGCUCUAUGUCAGUGUGGAUGCCAGCACCAAGGAGAGCCUGAGGAGGAUUGACAGACCUCUCUUCAAGGACUUCUGGCAGAGGUUUCUAGACAGUUUAAAGGCCUUGGCUGAAAAGCAACAACGCACUGUUUAUAGGCUGACCCUGGUGAAAGCUUGGAAUGUGGAUGAAGUCAAAGCUUAUGCUGACCUGAUCUCCAUUGGGAAACCAGACUUCAUUGAGGUCAAGGGCGUGACGUACUGCGGGGAGAGCUCUGCCAGCAGCCUGACCUUGGCCAACGUGCCGUGGCACGGGGAGGUGCUGAGCUUCGCGCAGGAGCUGGCGCGGCUGCUCCCGGAAUACGGCGUGGCCUGCGAGCACCAGCACUCCAACUGCCUGCUGCUGGCCCACAGCAAGUUCCAGGUGGAUGGCCAGUGGAGGACCUGGAUUGACUACGGCCGUUUCCAGGAGCUGGUGCGGGAGCGGGAGCAGAGUGGGGGCUCCAGGAGCUUCUCGGCAGCCGAGUACACGGCCAGGACUCCGGCCUGGGCCCUCUUUGGGGCCCGGGAGCGCGGCUUCGACCCCCUGCACGUCCGGGUCCCGAGGAGGAGCAAGGCGCGGCUCGCCUCGGGCUGCUGA
Molecule: messenger RNA, 2327 nt
Organism: Ficedula albicollis (Collared flycatcher)
Lineage: Eukaryota; Metazoa; Chordata; Aves; Passeriformes; Muscicapidae
Product: S-adenosyl-L-methionine-dependent tRNA 4-demethylwyosine synthase
Biological process (GO): wybutosine biosynthetic process
Molecular function (GO): 4 iron, 4 sulfur cluster binding; catalytic activity; FMN binding
Source: RefSeq, a predicted model, not a curated record